AUUAAGAGAUGGAGAAAGGUGUAGGGAUGAUUCUUUUUUUGGUGAGACCUCGCAUAACUAUCAUAAAUUUGACAGUGAGUAUGAGAGAAUGGGACGUGGUCCUGGCCCCUUACAAGAGAGAUCUCUCUUUGAGAAAAAGAGGGGCGCUCCUCCAAGUAGCAAUAUUGAAGACUUCCAUGGACUCUUACCGAAGGGUUAUCCCCAUCUGUGCUCUAUAUGUGAUUUGCCAGUUCAUUCUAAUAAGGAGUGGAGUCAACAUAUCAAUGGAGCAAGUCACAGUCGUCGAUGCCAGCUUCUUCUUGAAAUCUACCCAGAAUGGAAUCCUGACAAUGAUACAGGACACACGAUGGGUGAUCCAUUCAUGUUGCAGCAAUCUACAAACCCAGCACCAGGAAUUCUGGGACCUCCGCCUCCCUCAUUUCAUCUUGGGGGACCAGCAGUUGGACCAAGAGGAAAUCUGGGUGCUGGAAAUGGAAACCUGCAAGGACCAAGACACAUGCAAAAGGGCAGAGUGGAAACUAGCCGAGUUGUUCACAUCAUGGAUUUCCAGCGAGGGAAAAACUUGAGAUAUCAACUAUUACAGCUGGUGGAACCAUUUGGAGUUAUUUCAAAUCAUCUGAUUCUAAAUAAAAUUAAUGAGGCAUUUAUUGAAAUGGCAACCACAGAAGAUGCUCAGGCUGCAGUGGAUUAUUAUACAACCACACCAGCAUUAGUAUUUGGCAAGCCAGUGAGAGUUCAUUUAUCCCAGAAGUAUAAAAGAAUAAAGAAACCUGAAGGGAAACCAGACCAGAAGUUUGAUCAAAAACAAGAGCUUGGACGUGUGAUACAUCUCAGCAAUUUACCUCAUUCUGGCUAUUCUGACAGUGCUGUCCUCAAGCUUGCUGAGCCUUAUGGGAAAAUUAAGAAUUAUAUACUGAUGAGGAUGAAAAGUCAGGCCUUUAUUGAGAUGGAGACCAGAGAAGAUGCAAUGGCAAUGGUUGACCACUGUUUGAAAAAGGCCCUUUGGUUUCAAGGGAGAUGUGUAAAAGUUGACCUGUCUGAAAAAUACAAAAAAUUGGUACUCAGGAUUCCCAACAGAGGCAUUGACUUACUGAAAAAAGAUAAGUCCCGGAAAAGAUCUUACUCUCCAGAUGGCAAAGAAUCUCCAAGUGAUAAGAAAUCCAAAACUGAUGGUUCCCAGAAGACUGAAAGUACAACCGAAGGUAAAGAACAAGAAGAGAAAUCAGGAGAAGAUGGUGAAAAAGAUACAAAGGAUGACCAGGCAGAACAAGAACCUAACAUGCUUCUUGAAUCUGAAGAUGAGCUACUUGUAGAUGAAGAAGAAGCAGCAGCACUGCUAGAAAGUGGCAGUUCAGUGGGAGAUGAGACAGAUCUUGCUAAUUUAGGGGAUGUGGCAUCUGAUGGGAAAAAGGAACCUUCAGACAAAGUUGUGAAAAAAGAUGCAAAUGCGAGUGCUUCAGCAACUGCGAAGAAAAAGCUUAAAAAGGUGGACAAGAUCGAGGAACUUGACCAAGAAAAUGAAGCAGCGUUGGAAAAUGGAAUUAAAAAUGAGGAAAAUACAGAACCAGGUGCUGAAUCUGCUGAGAAUGCUGAUGAUCCCAACAAAGAUACAAGUGAAAACGCAGAUGGCCAAAGUGAUGAAAACAAGGAGGACUAUACAAUCCCAGAUGAGUAUAGAAUUGGACCAUAUCAGCCCAAUGUUCCUGUUGGUAUAGACUAUGUGAUACCUAAAACAGGGUUUUACUGUAAGCUGUGUUCACUCUUUUAUACAAAUGAAGAAGUUGCAAAGAAUACUCAUUGCAGCAGCCUUCCUCAUUAUCAGAAAUUAAAGAAAUUUCUGAAUAAAUUGGCAGAAGAACGCAGGCAGAAGAAGGAAGCUUAAGAUGUGCAAGAAGCUUAAUGAUUUCAAAGAAAAUAAUGGUUCUUUGUUUUUAAAUGUUAACCUUUUUUAAAUACAAUACAGAUAGUUAGAAGAAAACUAUUGUACUCUUUUGUUAUAGUGGAAAAAUAAUAGACGUCUGUUCAUGUGUUAAGUGUUGUAGCAAAAAUACGUAUACGGUUAAGUUAAUGAAGAAUUGUUUUUGUUUUAUCAAAAUGGUAACAGACAGAAAUACUUGGUAGAGACUGACUUCAUAUGCUACUUAAGACACUUGCAUCACUAAGAAAGAUACGUAGAAACAUUCAGAGAAAUGAAAUUUAGUAGUUCCAAGCUUCAAAGAAAUGUCAAAACUUUUGAUUCCAUUCAAUAAAGAACAAAACCAAUUGUAUUUUUAUUACUUUCAUCUGAAACAUUCCACAUUUUAAUCUGAGCCUUUCAGACUUUUCAUUUGCAGUUCGAAGCAUUUUUGGUUUUGUUUCAUUUUUUGAGAACGUCAUUAAUGUGAGAUUGGUAAUUAAAAUGCAGGUGCAGUUUUCUUUUAUUAAUGUCAUGCUGUUUAGGUAAUAAGAAAUAUUAAGUAAUUGGCUUUAGAUUUUGUAAUUUUUUCCCUAAGUUCCUGCUAGAUUUCGUAUUCUAGUAGUCAAUGUAUUUUUCAGUGAAAUGUAAAAAUAUUCCCAUUCUCUUUGACCAGUAUUAAUUUCUUGAGAUAUUGCUUGUCACUUGAAUCCUGUAGCUGUCAUACAUCUGGUAUAAGCACAUUUGAUUUUUGAAGUGUGUAGACCAUCUCUUCAUAUUUUCAAGAUGUAAUUUUACAUUUCUGCAUUUUAAAAACAGUUUGGCCAUAAUCUUAGACGCACGCUUCUAAUUCAUAUACUGCAUAUGUGACCUUUGUGAACAGAAAUUUGCAUGUAUAAUCUGUGUUUACUUGUAACUUUCUGGUUAUAUACUGCUUAUAUCUGUGGAUUCAAGUUUCUGAAGUGAGUACCAAUAAAAAAAAAAA
Balaenoptera ricei (Rice's whale) is the source of this 2879-nucleotide messenger RNA. RefSeq names its product matrin-3-like. The record is from RefSeq and is a predicted model, not a curated record. Gene Ontology annotation, molecular function: zinc ion binding; RNA binding. The coding region runs from base 89 to 1882 and encodes 597 amino acids. NCBI's taxonomy places the organism in Eukaryota, Metazoa, Chordata, Mammalia, Artiodactyla, Balaenopteridae. The transcript has a single exon. Gene Ontology annotation, cellular component: nucleus.